Molecule: messenger RNA, 1865 nt
Organism: Panonychus citri (citrus red mite)
Lineage: Eukaryota; Metazoa; Arthropoda; Arachnida; Trombidiformes; Tetranychidae
Exons: 3
Coding region: 1010-1744 (244 amino acids)
Source: RefSeq, a predicted model, not a curated record
UAUAACGUUGCUCUAUGAUGAGAAACUCAUUAUGAGGUUAUAUUGGUUUCUAUCAUUGGUUUUUUUUCUGCAAAAAGGAUGGAUAGAGAAUGAAGAAUUGCCACAAAAGAAUCAUUACCUGAGAGAAGCGUUUGUUGUCAUUUGAUGGUUACCAGAGGAACCAAAUAGAGGAACAAUUAUUAUGGGAAAAGAACAUAUUACAUAUACACAACUAUCAUCAUUUCAUCAUCAUUAUCAUCAUUGGAGGGAAGGCAAACAUAUAACACAUACACACAAUAUACACUCACCAAAAUGCAGCGAGAGUAAGGAAAAAAUUGAAAAUUGUCAGAGAGAAAGAGAGAGAGAGAGAAGGAAGAAAACCAAAGGAGGAGAUGAUAGAAUGGGGGAGAUGAAGAAUGGGCGAAACCAUUAAAAAAGGGAGCAACCAAGUUACCUGGACUGUCAAGCGAAAAUAGAGAGACCGAGAGAUUUUCUCUUCAAUAGGAACAAAUUUUCAUCUUGGUUUGAUGAUCGAUGAACAAACAGAAUCUUUUCCUGGUACAUUGAGGCAAAUGUUCAUGGUUUCAGGGAGGAAAACAAUUGAAAUGACACAACAAUCAAAGAAAAUCAAACAAAAAAGACUGAAAAAAGCCCCUCAUGCUCAUCCAAACAGCUAAUUCGUUGGUUUUAAUGCACUCAUCUUAUUCACCCUCGUUCUCUGAAGUAAAUAAACAAUGUUCUGGUUUAAAUGUUUUCCGGAAGUUCUGUUAUCAGGGAAGAAAAGAAAAGAAAAUAAGGAAUAAGUUUUCUAAGAGAAGAUGAAAAGAUUUCCCGUUCUAUCAGGUUAAUCUUCCUGUUUCGCUUUUUGUCACCAAAGAGCAAAACGUAAGAUGAUGGAGAGAGAGAUGAAGAGGGAGAAAAGAUGACAAAAUUUUUGUCACUUGUAAUUGAUCAUCUUUAUCAUUAUCAUCAUUUUUGUUGACAUUUAACUGUUGAUCUUAAUUUCAAUCAUGAUCCUCAUCAUGUUUAAAUGUUUAUCGUGUUUACAAUGAAAUUUUUUAUUCCAUAUAAACAUCAUAAAUUGUUUCCAUCGAUUAAUAUUUAUCUUAUACUUUUCCAUACGAUUAACCUUUGCCUGACCCUUGACACUAUGGUUUCAGCUGAAAUUUUCGGUCUACAUCCAGCGAUGGCGGAGAAAAAGCCUGAUGACUCUGAAUCGUCAAGAAACGCCAACAAAUCGUCAACUCCUACACCCGAAGAUCUUUCAUUUAGUCAUCCCUUUAUGGGUGAAAGUUCAGCGCGAGUUCCCGUUAUACUUUACCCGCUCGCUCGGCGAGUUGGUUUUAGUACAAUCAUGUUAAGUGCUCUACUUUAUGGCAUCACCAUCGUUCCCGCUUUACUUGCCGUCUCUGGUUACGAUCCAUUUGGAGGCUCUGGUCUUAUUCCUUUGGCUCUUCCUGUUUUGAUUGGUGCUUUUGCUGGAAGACGAAGACGAAGAUCACUUGAAAAUCAUAUUCCAUUGGAAAGACUUGACAUUGAUUUGGAUAAAAUUAGAUUGUUAAUCGCUUCAUUGGAAUCACCAUUCGGUGUGACAAUUAACAAUCGUAACAAUCUUUGUUCUAGAUUUCGUCUUUGUCGACGAAUCGAAUCUUUCAGACAAAGUUUGGUUAAAUUCUUACGAUUGUUAUUUAAAAGUCAAAUGAAACAUUUACCAUCAAUUAAUAGUAAUCACAUGCAAGCCUUACCCAAAUUUCCUAAUUCUUAAUGGUAAUUAUGUAUUUCCUUGAUUAUUAUUUAUAUUUAAUUUAUUCAAUAUAUGAAAUUGAGUCAGAAAUAUCAAAAAUUUUCUGUUUUAUCUAAUAAAAUUUUCUUCUAAUUAUUAAAAA